UAUAAAUACAUAAUAGUGCAUUGCACUCACAUCACAUCCCCUUGCUUGCUUAUUUCAUUACUCAUCCCCAGUUCCCGAUUUUGCUUAACCUUCAAUUCCAAUCGAAUUGAACGUCAGAGGUCCUUGCAAUGGCAGGGAAUUCUUCUGAUGUACUGUCGCCGAAGCAACCUCCCUUGCCAUCUCCCUUGCGUUUCUCCAAAUUCUUUCAGUCUAACAUGAGAAUUUUGAUUACGGGAGGAGCUGGAUUCAUUGGUUCUCACCUAGUCGAUAGAUUGAUGGAAAAUGAAAAAAAUGAGGUCAUUGUUGCUGAUAACUACUUCACUGGAUCAAAGGACAACCUCAAAAAAUGGAUUGGUCAUCCAAGAUUCGAGCUUAUUCGUCAUGAUGUCACUGAACCUUUGACGAUUGAGGUUGAUCAGAUCUACCAUCUUGCGUGCCCUGCAUCUCCUAUUUUCUACAAAUAUAAUCCCGUGAAGACAAUAAAGACAAAUGUGAUUGGUACACUGAACAUGCUUGGGCUUGCCAAGCGAGUUGGGGCAAGGAUUUUACUGACAUCAACAUCUGAGUUAUAUGGGGAUCCUCUUGUGCAUCCCCAACCUGAAAGCUAUUGGGGCAAUGUGAACCCUAUUGGAGUUCGUAGUUGCUAUGAUGAGGGGAAACGUGUGGCUGAAACUUUGAUGUUUGAUUAUCAUAGGCAGCAUGGAAUAGAAAUACGUGUUGCAAGAAUCUUUAACACAUAUGGGCCGCGCAUGAAUAUUGAUGAUGGACGUGUUGUCAGCAACUUCAUUGCUCAAGCAAUUCGUGGUGAACCCUUGACAGUCCAGUCUCCAGGAACACAAACUCGCAGUUUCUGCUAUGUCUCUGAUCUGGUUGAUGGACUUAUCCGUCUCAUGGAAGGAUCCGACACUGGACCAAUCAACCUUGGAAAUCCAGGUGAAUUUACAAUGCUAGAACUUGCUGAGACAGUGAAGGAGCUUAUUAAUCCAGAUGUGGAGAUAAAGGUAGUGGAGAACACUCCUGAUGAUCCGCGACAGAGAAAACCAAUCAUAACAAAAGCAAUGGAAUUGCUUGGCUGGGAACCAAAGGUUAAGCUGCGAGAUGGCCUUCCUCUUAUGGAAGAGGAUUUUCGUUUGAGGCUUGGAUUUGACAAAAAAAAUUAACUUAUUUUCGCUCCUUUUAUAUCUAGUCAAAAUAUUCAGAUAAUAAGUGGGAUGGAUUAUUCUAUUAAGUUUUCCUAUUUUUCCUUUUCAUAAUUAUGAUACUUAGGAAGUAGGGGUACCUGUAUUUUGGCUUCCUCAAUCAAGAUCGUACUCUUGUUUCACAAAGCACUGCAGCAAUCAUGCCUUUGCAAAUUUUGCCGGUAAAAUUA
Glycine soja is the source of this 1369-nucleotide messenger RNA. Its product is annotated as UDP-glucuronic acid decarboxylase 5-like. Gene Ontology annotation, molecular function: NAD+ binding; UDP-glucuronate decarboxylase activity. Gene Ontology annotation, biological process: D-xylose metabolic process. Lineage: Eukaryota; Viridiplantae; Streptophyta; Magnoliopsida; Fabales; Fabaceae. The coding region runs from base 129 to 1160 and encodes 343 amino acids. The record is from RefSeq and is a predicted model, not a curated record. Gene Ontology annotation, cellular component: cytoplasm. The transcript has 13 exons.